AUGAGUACCGUCUCUUUUCUGAUCAAAGCGCAUCUAUAUGCCGUCUUGGCAUGCGUGCUAUACCUGCUAGCAUGCCUGAGUAUGUCUCAUCCAGUAUUACAGCGCCAAUACUUGUUCCUGCACAACGUGCGCUUCCCGAUGUUUGCCAAGUACAGCGAGCCACAUUUGUAUGGUUCACUCGUCGGGCAAACGCGUAACUUGUAUAUCCCUUCCACUGACAAUGUAACUUUAGGAGCGUGGCACUAUUUGCCCAAAGCAUUUUAUGAUGCCCAUGUGAACGAACUGCAAAACACCCAGGCUGAGGCUUUAAAUGCCUUGUUCGACGAAGCCUUGCGCACGUACCCAACGUAUGUGUUUCUCCAUGGUAAUGGUCUGAAUCGUGCUGCUAGCUUUCGUGUCCGGACCUGUACGGAUAUCGCGCAAGAACUGAACGCAAAUGUGUUUGCCAUCGAUUACCGUGGCUAUGGCGAUUCGACUGGUUAUCCUACCGAACAGGGUGUCGUGGAUGAUGCUUAUAGCGCGGUUCAGUAUGUUAGGCAGCGAAGCCGCUCUGCAACCGCUGAUUCUGGGCCAGGUAUUGCGAUUGUUGGGCAGAGUCUCGGAACCGGCAUCGGAGCACAGACGGCGCUUCGUAUGUAUCGUGAGGGACAGCAUCUUGAUGCUUUGAUUCUACUUGCCGCAUUCAAGGAACUUCGUCCCAUGGUGACAGAAUUUAGUUUGGGCGGUGUCAUUCCUCUUCUCCGACCGCUUGAAUGGCUCCCGAUCAAAGACUUCCUGCUGGAUACUUUCCUGCAGUACCGCUUCCACUCACUUGAGGCUUUGACUGAAAUCUUAAACGGCACGAACGAUCCAAAAUCUGUAAAUCAGCCAGUCAUCAUAAUCAUGCACGCAUUGGAUGAUGCUGUCAUCAACGUGAGCCACAGUGAGGCCAUGUUUACUCGAGCUCUCAAUAUCACGGGAGCGACGAAUACAAUGUCUGGAUAUCAUAUUUGGUCUUCGAGUCUCCCGGACUUCGGCUACGUUCGCUCUAUCAUGAGCAAGACAGCGCGUCCGCCUGAGCAUCGUGGUGUUGUGCCAAAUUCGCGCUUUGUCCUUCCACGGAGCGCUCUCUUUACGUUCGUUGAAUUGGAAAAAGGAGGGCACGACCAUCUUCUCAGGGGGAAUGUCGAUGCUCUUCGACUCAUGAUGCCUACGUACAUGCUCGGUGACGACGUGAAAUAG
Molecule: messenger RNA, 1221 nt
Organism: Malassezia restricta
Lineage: Eukaryota; Fungi; Basidiomycota; Malasseziomycetes; Malasseziales; Malasseziaceae
Product: abhydrolase domain protein 12
Exons: 1
Coding region: 1-1221 (406 amino acids)
Biological process (GO): monoacylglycerol catabolic process; phosphatidylserine catabolic process
Cellular component (GO): endoplasmic reticulum membrane
Molecular function (GO): monoacylglycerol lipase activity; phosphatidylcholine lysophospholipase A1 activity
Source: RefSeq, a predicted model, not a curated record